Messenger RNA from Pieris macdunnoughi, 510 nucleotides. NCBI's taxonomy places the organism in Eukaryota, Metazoa, Arthropoda, Insecta, Lepidoptera, Pieridae. The record is from the annotation of a GenBank genome assembly.
AUGUGUUACAAGGGCAAAUGUUUACAUUGCAUCGAAGUGGAGACGGGUUCGCUCAUCUGGGCUAUUUUUAAUGUGAUCCUGACGGGAUUGGCGUGUCUGAUAUGUAUUGGUGUCUUUAUCUAUAUAAACGUGAUGGUGAAAGACGUACAUUUCGAGGAAUCAAUGGAUGGUUAUACCGUUUUAGCAGUUGGUGUAUCCAACCUUAUAUUAAUGGUAGUGCUAGCAUUUAGUGCUAUUGAGUUCAUGUUCACGAUGUUCUUGCUUGUGGGCGUCAUCAAAAAACACGUGGGGUAUGUGAAGGCAUACUUCGUUUAUGGUGUGGUUAAAAUUAUUAUUGGUUCCCUCAGCCUCAUUGGUGUCUUCAUAAAUAUUAGUGAUUAUCCAGCGUUAUUUGCAAUUGUUUUGUUUUAUGUGUUCCACUGUUUGGUACUGCUGAUGGUUCGCAACACGUACUUGAAGUUCGACGAGGGUUCAAUUAUCCAGCAAUAUAUGCACAAGCCCCUUGUUUAA